This is a messenger RNA of Seminavis robusta, 1539 nucleotides long. The record is from the annotation of a GenBank genome assembly. NCBI's taxonomy places the organism in Eukaryota, Bacillariophyta, Bacillariophyceae, Naviculales, Naviculaceae.
GCAGUAGAAGAUAGCAGCAAGCUCAAAGAGCCGCCAAUAAAGCCAUCGAGUGUGUGGGUAAUGCGUUGUGUCUCCAUGAGAUGACAUUUUGUGGGAGUUCGUGUGGUGAGAAAGAAUAGUUUGCUUGCUUUGUCCAUACCGUACGUCAAGUAAGUCAAGUCAAGUCAAGACCAUGACGGUCCCCAGUAGCACCGCCAGCUAUCACAUGAGUCAUGAUCCAACCCAACAACGGCUGCGUGCUCUGCUGUGCAACCAAUACUUGGUAGGAGCUGCCAGUUGGAAAAAAGCCACGGCCGCCGGCGCCAUUGUCGUGGCCAUGAGUAUCAUUGCCUUGGUCACAUUGCCCGGCCCACAACCGCAGUAUCACAUUGCCUUUAUUGGCAACAGCAUGAUGUACUACAAUGACUUUCCUCGAUUCAUGGAAGCACUCUCGGACAAUCACAUUACACAAGAUUGCUGUUUGCAUGGAGACGCGUCGCUCGAUACCAUUUUGACGUGGGGAUCCGGAACCUACCAAAUUUGGCAUACCGGAGUGGCACGCAUUGAUACGUACAAUGACGACGGGCAUUCCAAACAGCAAGAUGAUGAUGAUUCGUCCCAUCAAGUGCGAUACGACAUGGGAGCUUGUACAGUAGAACAACUGCUAUUUGGGUACGACUAUGAACUGGAUCUUCGCAUGCAAGAAACGGAUUACUAUGACAAGAAAAAUGGGGAUGAUGACAAUGCCGCCAAUCAACAAGAACAACAACUCAAUGAUGACUUUUAUACUUAUAACGAUGGAAAAAAUCCGUGUUGGAAUGAUCCCAGUUAUUACUAUUUCCGACAAGAACAAUUUGAGACGGAUGGACCACCCCAAUUUGACUUUAUCGUCAUGAAUGAUCGAACCAGGGCACCGGCUCGACGAGAAACACGCAACACAUCACUGCAAAUCCUACAAGACAGCUACAUUGAUUGGUUCCUCGAAACUGGGGCCAUUCCCGUCUUUAUUGUCACGUACGGAUACGAUACACCCUAUCGGGACAUGUCGGGAUUGACCAAUGUCUCCACAUUUACGUCCUUGACGUACGAAGGAUACCAGGAAUACGCUGCAUUGGUCGCUUCCUACUUGCCAGACACACAACAACCCCGAUUGGCGCCCGUCGGAUUGGCAUUUCUAAUGGUCUACGAAGAGAACGUUGCGUUGUGGCAAAAACUAUUUCACAUUGAUCAAAUUCAUGCAUCGCCGCAUGGUACCUUUUUGCAAGGAUGUGUCGUUCAUCACACUAUUUUUGGACGAUUGCCAUCACCGCACGUCAUCCGCAAUGACAUGAGUGCGUUGUGGAAUCAUGCGAGACGUAUGCAACCGCGCAAACAUCGACGAUUGCCCAUGCCCACAUACGAAGAAGCGGCGUAUCUGUAUCAUGUCGCCGAACGCGUCACGGUACGGAACCAAGUCCCCAAGACGCUGAUACGAUACCAGAAUCAUGAAGCGUCCGAUUAUAUCCCCAAUGAUAGUAUCUACGCCGAUAAUGAUAUUUAUAGAUGACGAAGCAAUCUUCU